UAUUUUUAUUACAGGUUAAAUGGAUAUUACUUGGAGAAUCGAAACCUAUUCAGAAUCAAUGAUACAGUCAGAAGGCAGAAAUUUUUGAAACAGGGUAGAUUACCUGUAGUAUCUUUCAUAUCAGAAAUGCCGCGUACAAGGCAUUUGCUGAAUACUUUUACCAUGGACCUUUCUCUUGUUACACAAACAAUUAUGUUUAUUACGAUAACGGGUUACUUCCAACAACUCGAUAACAGGGAAGAGCUCAUUCGCUACUUCAAUCGCACCUUCACAAUCGUUCCGGAAGGUGAAGGAUAUUGUAUUCGAAAUGAGCAAUUGCAUAUUAGUCAACCAUCUGAGGCGCAAUUGAAGGAAUUGCGCCAGCAACUGAAUCAGUUGAAUACCCAAAUUCAACCAGAAACGGAGACGCUGAGUUCCACAGAAGUAGCGAAACCUGCACCAACGGAACUCAAUGAUGAAGUAAAGAAGCAGAUGACAUUAAUGUUGAGUCAGCAGACAAAUAUGAAUUUGGAAUGGAGCUUAAAGUGCUUACAAGAAACACAGUGGAUCUACGACAGUGCAAUUGCUGCCUUCCAAGAGUUUUUCAAACGUGGACAGAUACCACCACAAGCGUUUGCGAAGUAGAUAUGUAAGUUAAAAAAUCUUAUAACUGUGAUACUAACUUAUAAGAAAAGUCCGAAUUUCUUGUAACACAUUGACCUUCAUUCCGUAUAUAUUGUAUUUUAUUCCGUAUAUAUUAUAUUUGUUUCUCGAGUAUACUUGUUUGUAUUUUGCAUCGUGAAUAGAAAACGCCUGAAAUGCCUUUUCUAUACAACAUGUAUGUCUAAAGACGUUAUAAAAAUAUAAAGAUGUUUUAUUAAGUACAUACAUAUCUAAAUGAUACUUAAAAAAACAUCGUAAAGAGGUCUUGUAGAUAAUGCGUGUUGUCUGAAAAAGGCAUUUCAGGCGUUUUCUUACUUGCCAAUUUCAUCUUUGGCAACGAAAGAUUAUUAACGUUUACAAA
Molecule: messenger RNA, 1003 nt
Organism: Trachymyrmex septentrionalis
Lineage: Eukaryota; Metazoa; Arthropoda; Insecta; Hymenoptera; Formicidae
Product: nuclear RNA export factor 1-like
Exons: 2
Biological process (GO): poly(A)+ mRNA export from nucleus
Cellular component (GO): nucleus
Molecular function (GO): RNA binding; protein binding
Source: RefSeq, a predicted model, not a curated record